UACAACGGGAGUAAACAGUCGCCAUUUCUAGAAAGUAAGAGGAAUAAAAACUGAACAGCUGAAAGAGUAUCGAAUGGCUUGGCAAUAGCCCGGCAAGUGAUUGUUUGAAGUAUAACGCCUGUGAAUACCUUGUGCUGUUCUGCAGCCCAGAUAGUCAAAUAAUUGGUGAAGUGAGGAAUAAAGAACAGGCGCCUCCAAAAUCAUUACUCUACCACGUCUCUGGGCCUCCACGCUGGGGAACACUGGCACAUUGGACAGGAGCUAGCUAAAGCUAACAGCUAGGUGACUGACUGGCUAGUCAGUUCUCUAAUUGGUCCCUCUGGAUUGUUUCAGCCCUGAAGAUAAUUAAUGAUACAUCUUUAAGAUGAUUAUUGAAAACCUCGAUGCCUUGAAGACGUGGCUCUCCAAAACGCUUGAACCCAUAUGUGAUGCAGACCCAUCUGCCCUUGCCAAGUAUGUUGUCGCCUUGGUAAAGAAAGAUAAGUCGGAGAAGGAAUUGAAAGCACUAUGCAACGACCAGUUGGAUGUAUUUCUACAGAAAGAGACCCAAAUAUUCGUGGAUAAACUUUUCGAAGCUUUGAAUUCAAAGAGUUAUCUACCUCAGCUUGUCCCCGAGCAGCCUGCCUCUACGAGCCGCCCAGCCGACUCGCACCAGCGCACAGACAAGGAUGAGCCAAGAAAGGAAGAGCCCAGUCGUGAGGAGGACCGAGAUAAAAAGUUCUCCAGGAGGGUGAACCACAGCCCCCAGCCCAGUCGCUACAGUCGGGACAGCAGGAGAGUUGACGACCGUAAGAAGGAUGACCGCACUCGGAAGCGCGAGUACGAGCGUAACCCGCCCAGGCGCGACUCGUACCGCGACCGUUACAACCGCCGACGGGGCCGCAGCCGCUCUUACAGCCGCAGCCGGAGUCGCAGCAAAGAGCGCCCCCGUGACCGAGACCGCGAGCGGGACCGUGACCGUGAGAGAGACCGCGAUCGCACGUGCAGCCGCUCACGAUCUAGAAGCCCUGGCCGCAGCAGAGAGAGGGAUUCUGGGAAGAGCAAGUACGAGCAUGACCGGGUAGACCGGCCAGAAGGAGGGCCACCUGAUGCUUACUCAAACCCGCCCCUCCUUCCUGCCCCCUCCUCCACCCAUUUCCCCGUCCCCACGCUCAGCAGCACCAUCACAGUCAUCGCCCCCGCCCACCACGGCAACAACGUCACAGAAACCUGGUCUGACUUCCCUCCAGACCACCAGCUGGACCACCCGCCCUACCCCAGAGGACCUCCGCCUCCACAGAGGAAACGCUGCCGUGACUAUGAUGAGAAGGGCUUCUGCAUGCGAGGUGACAUGUGUCCUUUUGACCAUGGCAGUGACCCUGUGGUAGUGGAGGACGUCAACCUUCCCAGCAUCCCCCUCUUCCAGCCACCCCCGGACGGCCCACCUCCCCCCGGCCUGCCACCUCCCCCGCCCCUGCUGCCACCUGUCAACCUCAGGCCGCCUGUGCCCCCUCCAGGCACCAUGCCCCCCAGCCUCCCUCCAGUCGCAGGUCCCCCACCCCCUCUCCCAGCACUGCAGCCCUCGGGCAUGGAUGGACCCCCCAAUUCCGUUACCAGCUCAGUGCCCACCAUUGUUACAUCAGGGGUGAGACCCCCCAUCACACAGCCCCCUCCCCCUCUCUUCACCCCUGACUCCUUUGAGCCAGAUGGAUACAAUCCAGAGGCUCCCAGCAUGAGUGGCAGCAGGCCCAUCUUCCGUCACCGUGGCAACGCACAGAGACCUAACCUGAUUGGCUUGACGAUGGGAGGGGUGGACCUUCCGCCACGAGACAAGAUGUCCAACAGCAACAACAUGCGCAUUGUUCUGGAGUCGGACUCCAGGAAGAGGUUAGGUGGACCCCACGAUGGACUGGGGCCAGUCAAGAAACCCUGGCAAGAAAACAUGCACAGGCCGAGCUACAUACAUAAGCCCAAUCACCAGGGCUUCCAUAACAAGAAUCCCUUCAGCCUGGCCAACACCAAACUGGACGUCCGCCUGAUCCCGCCGGAGCUCAACAACAUCAGCAAACUCAAUGAGCACUUCAGCAAAUUUGGCACCAUUGUUAACCUGCAGGUGGCCUAUAGGAAUGACCCAGAGGCGGCUCUGAUCCAGUUCUCCACCUAUGAGGAGGCCAAACGGACCAUGCUGAGCACUGAGGCCAUCCUCAACAACCGCUUCAUCAAAGUCAACUGGCACAGAGACGACCUCCCACAGACACACACUUCCCAAAACAUGCAGAAGGGCAUCCAGCCUUCCCAGGAUCCUCCAGGGACGACCCUGAAGCAGUCGGUCAAGGACCGCCUGGGCCCGCUGCCCGCCGGCAACGCUGAGCUGCCACAGGACCCCAGCAACGCCUCACAGAAUGCUUCAAAGUUGUCUGUAAAGGAAAGGCUAGGGUUUCCCCCUAAACCUGUGGCUCCAGGAGGACAGGUCUUCUCUACGUCUACGGGGCUGACAAAGACGGUUUACAACCCAGCAGCACUCAAAACAGUCCACAAGGGGGCGUUCAUGGGCACAGCCAGUCCUGAGGAAGCACUGAAAAGAAAGCAGGAAGCCUUCAAGCUGCAGCAGGACGUGAGGAAGAAGAAGCAAGAGAUCCUGGAGAAGCACAUCGAGGCCCAGAAGCUGCUGAUCUCCAAGCUGGAGAGGAAUAAAACCAUGAAGGCGGAGGACAAGGUCCAGAUCAUGGUCACUCUGACCACUCUAACAGGGAGCAUCACCAAACUUCAGGAGGAGAUCAAAGGCCUCUCCAGUCCCGGCUUGCUCAAGGGGAUCAAGAGCAAAGCACAGGCACAGAAGGAGCUCCUGGACACAGAAAUGGACCUCUACAAGAAGACCCAGGCUGGAGAGGAUACGGCCCAGCUGAAGAUCAAAUACACACAGCUCCAACUUGAGGCAGCCAAGCGGGGGCUCCUGGCUCCAGGGCGGGGCAGAGGGGCUCAUGUGAGGGGCCGUGGGGGCAUGAGGGGUAGGGGCCGUGGGAUGAGGGGCCGGGGGCGUGGGGCCCAGUCUAUGCAUACAGCGGUGGACCACCGGCCCCGCUCGCUGGACAUCAGCGGCUUCAGCGACGCAGACCGCGUAGAGCUGCUGCCACACUUUGCACAAUUUGGGGAUAUUGAGGACUGCCAGAUGGAAGACUCCAGCCAGAAUGCCAUCAUUACCUACAGGACACGUUGUGAAGCAGAGCUGGCGGCAAUGCAUGGUGUGAGGUUUAACAACCAGCAGCUGCGUCUGUCAUGGCACAAGCCGCCCGUGCCGCUCACCUCCUGUGACCUUGAGGAGGCUGAGCCCGAGGAGGAGGAGUUCCAGGAGGACUCGCUGGUGGACGACGCGCUGCUGCAGGACGACGAUGAAGACGACGAUCACGAGUCACGCCCGUGGAGGAGAUGAAGCGAUAGGGAGGAGGAGGAGGAGGAGGAGGACGUGGAAGGCCCUGCACUGAGCUCAGCUGUGCUGUGCUGUCAUUCCCCUCCCAGCUCUUGACAUUGUUUUUAAUAAUCUAGUCACAUUUCCUUUACUGUUAUUAACUCCCUAGACCAGACGUGUGCUACAGAAGUGGGUAGGGAGGGGUGGGGGGAGAAGUGUGCCAGCGGUUGAAGUGUGUGUGAAAUUUGACUCAUGUAUAUACCACAACGUUACUUUCUGGUUAUUUUUUUAUGCUGUAAAAAAACAAAGUUGAAAGUAUCCUUUUUGGUUUGAAGGCUUGCUUGUGGAAGUUUUUUUUUUUUUUUGAUAAUGUCCGACUGAAUUAUUUGGGUACAUUAUGACUGUGAUUAUGGGUUGACUGCAGACUGGUUUGUGUUAAGGCGUUUGCUAGAUGAUGAGGAUGAUGAAAAAGGGGUGCUUUAACAGAAGUUUAGAAAUUAAGAGUCUCAUAGUCCAGCCUUGUUGCAUUUGAUGUACAUAUUUUAUGUCUUAAAUUUUAAUGAUUUGUAUGACUGCUCUUGUACGCUUCUGGAUUCUUGGCUUUCAUUUUGAAAUGUAAAAAAAGAGAAAAUAAAGAAUUGAAAUGGUCUGAAAAAAAUCAGCUACCAAAAGAGAGAAAAGAAAAAAAGAAAAGAAAAAGAAAAAAAAGACAUUGGAAAUAACAUCUGCCUUAAAUGGCCAAAAAAGAUGAGAAAAAAAGAAAAGAUGGAAAAGCUGAAAAAAAUAAAGACCAUUUCAACCCCCCCACCCCCCAGAUCUCACCCAAAAGCAAUAUUCCAAGUGAAACAUCCACAAUUUGUGGAAUUACACUUUCCAUAUUCCAUUGAGUCCGAGUCCGAGUGGUCUGGUAAGUUAUUGAGGCAUGAACCAAGGUAAGACAAAGCUUUAAAUAGUUAUGGCAUUUCUGCAUCGACUCAUUCAUUUGCUUUGAUCAUCAUAUAAUAUAUCUAGUAAUAUAUCUGUUUUCAUUACACAGAUGACCACUUACUCUCGUCUCUUGUUUCUCCUUCGCUAGCUCCACUUCAGAGGGCUCAUGGGGGUGACGCUGCUCUACCCAUCUGGUCAACUAGAAGACUUCAGACAACCUGGACUGUUUAUUAUUUAUGAUUUGUUACUGUCUGUAUACACCACUAUGUUGCAACUUUGAAAUGGAUAAUUUGAAAAGUAUUUUUUUAAUAGAGAAAUAUACCUAAUUCACCAUCA
This is a messenger RNA of Clupea harengus (Atlantic herring), 4648 nucleotides long. RefSeq names its product RNA binding motif protein 26 (gene rbm26). Gene Ontology annotation, molecular function: RNA binding; metal ion binding. Gene Ontology annotation, cellular component: nucleus. The record is from RefSeq and is a predicted model, not a curated record. Lineage: Eukaryota; Metazoa; Chordata; Actinopteri; Clupeiformes; Clupeidae.